Molecule: messenger RNA, 267 nt
Organism: Mesorhabditis belari
Lineage: Eukaryota; Metazoa; Nematoda; Chromadorea; Rhabditida; Rhabditidae
Source: the annotation of a GenBank genome assembly
AUGUUUAGGCUGAGCUCCGGCUCGAUCAAGAAUGGAGCACCGUGUCGAGGUGAUGCCAGAAAACAGCACCAAGCACGGUCGAUCGAACAUCAUCAGAGGAAUUCUACUGCUGCUCUUUGGAAUCGUGAUCGGAGUCUUGGCCGUUACAGCGAUUUACGAAAUAUGUGCAACGAUAUCUCGAAUGUCCCUUCAGCCAAUGAACUCUACGUUUCGGAAGAGCCUGACGAUGUUAAUGCGAGAUUCGUUUGCAAGAAAGACGCCAAUGAA